Molecule: messenger RNA, 3033 nt
Organism: Ceratosolen solmsi marchali
Lineage: Eukaryota; Metazoa; Arthropoda; Insecta; Hymenoptera; Agaonidae
Gene: Mbs
Product: Myosin binding subunit
Exons: 19
Coding region: 325-3033 (902 amino acids)
Cellular component (GO): cytoplasm
Molecular function (GO): protein binding; enzyme inhibitor activity; phosphatase regulator activity
Source: RefSeq, a predicted model, not a curated record
AUAGAGAGAUAGAGAGCGAGAGAGUGAGAGGGGAUCACGAGGAGAGACAGAUUUUAUAAAUCGGUAUAUAUGGGGGCAGGCGGCGGUGACGAAGCUCAGCUAAAGAAGCAGAAGCAGCACCAGCCAGAGGAGCUGAGUAGGAAGAUCGUCGUGCUGCGCCGGGGGAGCGAGAGGGGCGCCAGGUCGAGCCUCCUCCCUCUUAAGGGUUAGGUGGUGGUGAAACUGGAGACGGAAUCAUCCAAAGUGGUUUUAAGUGAUCUGUGUAAAGGCGUUUUAUCUGAGUAGUUUGUUCAUUGUUUGUUACUCAGAGAUACAUAUAGUGCAAUGUCAUUGGAGAAUAGAUCUAGUUCGGCUUUGUUCAAAAGGGCCGAGCAACUCAAGAGAUGGGAGCAAUCGGAGACUAAUAAACAGCCACCACAUCCUAGACAGGUUACUAGAAAGAUCAAGUUUUCAGCUGAUUGCGUUUUUCUAGCUGCUUGCGCAGCCGGUGACAAGGAUGAGGUUGUUAGAUUACUUGAAAAAGGAGCAGAUAUCAACACUGGAAAUGUCGAUGGUCUUACCGCAUUGCAUCAGGCCUGUAUCGAUCAAGAUUUGGAUAUGGUUGAAUUCUUGGUGGAACAAGGCGCGGACAUUAACCGAGGUGACAAUGAAGGUUGGACACCUCUGCAUGCAACGGCAUCUUGUGGCUUCAUAUCAAUUGCCAAAUACUUGAUAGAGCAAGGCUGCAACUUGGCGGCUGUAAACAACGAUGGCGAGCUCGCUCUCGAUAUUGCCGAGAGCGAUGAGAUGGAGGAGAUGCUCCAGGAGCACAUUAACAAGGCAGGCAAGGCCUGGAGAUCCGGGGCACCCGGCAAGGACUCGAUGCAUCCGCGCUCCGGAGCCACGGCGCUUCACGUUGCCGCCGCCAAAGGAUAUAGCACCGUCAUGAAUAUUUUGCUGCAAGCACGCUGUGACGUUAAUUCGCGAGACAAUGAUGGAUGGACGCCAUUGCAUGGUGCAGCGCAUUGGGGCCAAAUUGAAGCUUGCAAGCUUCUCGUAGAGAACUACUGUGAUAUGGAUAUUAAAAAUUAUGCUGGCCAGACUGCAUUUGAUAUAGCUGAUCCUGAUAUCGUCAAGGCCUUAGAAGAACUAAAAAAGAAGCAGGAAGUCUUAUUAAAAGACCAUCCACAAAUCAUAAAUAAACAACCAGCGAUACCAAAGAAACGUGUAUCAACGAAUAAGGAGAAUUUAGUUAUUGAUCAAGAAGGAACGGAAACGUAUGAGGAAGAAACGCCAAACAAAGUUAAGAAAGUUGAACUGGAAAUUCAAUCUGAUAAAGAAGAGUCAAGUGUUGGGACGAACAGUGACGUUGAAGAGGGAGGCAAUACCGAUGUGGAAGCGAGCGAUGGUGAGAGUGAAUCUGAGACUAGCUCAGAUACACAUACCUCCACUUGUUCAGAUCAAUCUAAUAAAUCAAAUCGAUCGAACAACUCUACUUGUCUUACCGACGACGAAAAGAAAAAUAGAGUGAAUCGCGAAGAAACGGGAUCACACAGUCCGCAAUCUCCAGAUGCGAACAAAGUUCCUUUUCAGGCACCCACUUUACCUCCUAAGCAACAAACUGAAAGUAUCGAAGAGGGCAAUGUACCUUCAUGGCGACGUUCGGGUUCCUUUAGGAAUCGGGGUCUUGAUAUUGAAACUGCUAAUGCAAUAUCAGCCAAAAUUGAAGAACGUGAGAAACUAGCUGCAAAAUCCCCAACGUCCCCGGUAAAAGUUCCAGAAGAUUCGGAAGUCGUGCUUAGAAGAACUCAUAGCUUCGAAACAGAUGAAAAGAAAAAGGACAUAAAGCUGAAUCUAGACUUGACUCGGGUGCCACAAGGUAAUAGCCUCCAAUCACCAACCAUGACAAAUAAGUCGCUGUCGUCGCCGCCGGUAACGACGAAUCUCACUUCUAACACCGUCACCAGCCCUACACCGACAAGUCAAAUUCGCAGCAUAUCGAGCCCGGCCCAAGUUUCGCCAACAACUAUCUCUACGUCGAACAAUUCGACAACAGCGCCUGCGACUCCUACCACACCCGGUGGGAGCAAACUAAGUCCAGGAAAUAUCUUCAAAAAUUUCUUCAAAUCGUUCGUGCCGCCAGUACGCGACGAGGAGAGCGAGACCCAGCGUAAGGCCCACGCGAAGCGCGUGCGGGAGACGCGGCGCUCGACGCAGGGCGUCACCCUCGACGAGAUCAAGAGCGCCGAGCAGCUUGUGAAGAAGAAGCAACAGCUCAACAACGACGUUGGGCUGCAGUCGGGUGCGGCCACUAGCACCGAUACCGCGACCACGACGACCCUCACCACCAGUAGCUCAACGGCUGUAAACCAGUCCGUAGCUCCUGGUGCAAGUGUGACGACAACGGCCUCGAUCACGGCCACAAUAACGACAGCGAGCCCGACGACAGUGGGCCUGAACAAGCAGUCGUCGCAACAGCAGCAACAGCAACAGCAGCAGCAGCAGCAACAACAACAACAACAACAACAACAGCAGCAGCAGCAGCAACAGCAGCAGUCGGCGUUGUCGUCGAGCGCGGAGGUCGAGACGAGCUUGCCGGAGCGCCGGCCAUCCUGGAGGCUCAAGGUCGACGCCGGGAGUAAGUUCCAGCUAGAGGACGCGAACAACAGAUCGAGCGUCGGGGACACGACGACGGCAUACAUAAGGCGACCCUCCACCGGCACGAACAUACCUCGCCCGAGUUCGGCGCCCGUCGAUACCAUAUCCUCCAACACCGCCGAGACGACGGUCACUCUACCCCUUAGGAGACCGGUCAAGCCGCCCGAGGACAAAGAACAAGAUAAAGAAAACGAUAGCCGAAAUGCACAAGCGACGCAGGCUGUUAUCCAAAGGAGGCGGAGACCAAAAAGAAGAUCCACUGGUGUUGUACAUGUCGACAUGGACGAAAUCGAUCCGGAAAAGCAGGACGUGUCAGCAAGUGGCGAUUGUGAGGAAACUAAGAACAAUCAUAAUGAGGAAGAGUUCCAAAGAGAAAAGAACUUUAUGCAUUUGUAG